Molecule: messenger RNA, 960 nt
Organism: Aspergillus welwitschiae
Lineage: Eukaryota; Fungi; Ascomycota; Eurotiomycetes; Eurotiales; Aspergillaceae
Product: TMEM199/VMA12 family protein
Exons: 2
Coding region: 1-960 (319 amino acids)
Biological process (GO): vacuolar proton-transporting V-type ATPase complex assembly
Cellular component (GO): endomembrane system
Source: RefSeq, a predicted model, not a curated record
AUGGUUCUCCUAACAACAACACCUCCCAUCCUCGCCGCCAUCGAGGCCCUCCCUCCUACCUCGCGACAUGACUUCUCCCUCCCCGAUACCUUGAACCUGGAGGACCCAAUCUCCCACGACCAAUUGAUCAGAGUAGCUCGAUACUUCCGACAAACAGAUACCUCCAAUUCCACCUCUUCGAUUGAUGAAACCAAAACCCUGAACUCCCUCCUCCGCGGAACAAAAGUCUACAUUCCUCCGCCGCCCAAGAAACCCGAGCCGAGCCCCGAAUACCUCGCCCUCAAAGCGCGCCUUCUCGCCGCAGCCGAAACAGACGCCUACAACCGCAUGACUUCAUCCUCGACUUUCUCCUCAUCCGCUUUCUUCCCUCCAUCAUCCAGAACCCCAGCACCAACCAAACCCUCAAUCUUCUCCUCUUCAACUCCCACCCUCGAAGCCCUGCACAACAAAUCUAGCAACAAAAAUGAAGAAACAGACCCCCUCACACCCGGCCUCGUCCUAAACAUCUUCCUCUCCGUCCUCAUCACUGGGUUCAGCGUGUACUGGGCUCUGCGGAGUUUCCGGUCCCCCGAGAUGCUAGUCUCCACUGUAGCAAGGAUUUGGAGGGGAACGGGCACAGGGCAAGGGGUAUCGGAGUCGGUGAAGGUUUUGGUGUCGCUGGGGGCGGCGGUGGUGGUGGGGGUGGCGGAGGUGAUGAUAUAUGCGAUUUAUUUGAGAAAGGUGGAGGUUGCAAAGGGGAGGGAGAGGAGGGUGAAGGAGAGGAAGGUGGUUGUGGAAAGUGAGAGGGUUGGGGGGAAGGUUAAGCAGGGUGAUGAUGAUGGGGCGGAGAGGGUUGGGGGUAAAGAGGAGGAGGUUAUCUGGGGAAGGGGUGUGAAUGGGGGGUUGAGGAGGAGGGUGAGAGAGAAAUGGGAGGAGAAGGAGAAGAAUGUGGAUAUGCAGAGGGAUGGGAGUAGCGAAUAG